CUCACUAUCCUUCAUCCUCCAAUCCUCCUCCUUUCAAUCUCAAUCUCUGCCUCCUUAGAGUCAUAUAUCUCAUUGUUUUCUAUUUUCUUUUCGUGAGGAAUAAUAUCGCACACCGCAAUCAUGUCUGGGAGCGCUGGAUAUGACAGACACAUUACCAUUUUCUCAGACCAAGGUCGUCUGUACCAGGUCGAAUAUGCCUUCAAGGCCAUCACAGCCGCAAAUAUCACCUCAAUCGGUGUGAGGGGGAAGAACUGCGCAGUGGUAUUGUCUCAGAAGAAAGUCGCUGAUAAACUGAUUGACCCGUCGUCCGUUUCGCACAUUUUCCGGCUUUCUCCCUCCGUCGGUUGUGUCAUGACUGGCUCUAUUGCUGAUGCCAGAGCGUCUGUCGACCGUGCUCGCGGAGAGGCAGCUGAAUUCCGAUACAAAUAUGGCUACGAAAUGCCAUGCGACGUCCUUGCAAAGAGACUUGCCAACAUCAAUCAAGUUUACACACAAAGGGCUUACAUGCGUCCGCUAGGCGUUGCCAUGACUCUGAUUUCCGUUGACGACGAGAAGGGCCCACAACUUUACAAAUGCGAUCCCGCGGGAUACUAUGUCGGGUACAAGGCCACUGCAUCCGGUCCCAAGCAGCAGGAGGCGCUCAAUUACUUGGAGAAGAAACUGAAGAACAAGGAUUAUGCUGAGGGUAGUUGGGAGGAGGUGGUCGAGCUCGGUAUCACGGCCUUGAGCAACGUGUUGAGCGUCGACUUCAAGAAGCACGAAUUGGAGAUUGGCAUCGUUGGUGGUCCUCGAGCAGACGGCAGGGAGGGAACAGAUCCUGCGUUCCGUGCCUUGACGGAAGACGAGAUUGACGAGCGGCUACAGGCCAUCAGCGAGAAGGAUUGAUUUUGGUAAAGGAGGAUCCAAUGUUGCUAGAUGCAGACGACAUAACAAUGCUACUCCUUUGAUGCUCUGUGCACUGUCUCAUUCGUCCCUCCUGCUGAUAUUCUUGGAGCGCCUUGUUCAAUGCGAGCCCGAGUCCUUAAUUCAAAAAGGUAGGUCACAUCAUCGUCCGCUGUCCUCCACAUCGGUGGCAACUUCAAAG
This is a messenger RNA of Aspergillus novofumigatus IBT 16806, 1084 nucleotides long. It is a transcript of the gene prs2, whose product is annotated as proteasome core particle subunit alpha 1. NCBI's taxonomy places the organism in Eukaryota, Fungi, Ascomycota, Eurotiomycetes, Eurotiales, Aspergillaceae. The coding region runs from base 121 to 885 and encodes 254 amino acids. Gene Ontology annotation, cellular component: proteasome core complex, alpha-subunit complex; proteasome core complex; cytosol. The record is from RefSeq and is a predicted model, not a curated record. Gene Ontology annotation, biological process: ubiquitin-dependent protein catabolic process. The transcript has 5 exons.